CCUAGCCGCACAGGAGAGAGAGAGCUGCAGAUCGGGGAAGAUGACGACCAGGUUCAAGAAGAACAGGAAGAAGCGCGGUCACGUAUCCGCCGGACACGGUCGUAUCGGGAAGCACAGGAAGCAUCCCGGAGGUCGUGGUAACGCCGGUGGUAUGCACCACCACCGUAUCCUCUUCGACAAGUACCAUCCCGGUUACUUCGGGAAGGUUGGGAUGAGGUACUUCCACAAACUGAGGAACAAGUUCUACUGUCCCAUCGUCAAUCUGGACAAGCUAUGGUCGCUUGUGCCGCAAGAAGUGAAGGACAAGGCCACCAAGGACAACGUUCCAUUGAUCGACGUCACUCAGUUCGGAUACUUCAAGGUCUUGGGAAAAGGUGUUUUGCCGGAGAACAAGCCUGUCGUGGUGAAGGCAAAGCUGGUGUCUAAGAACGCCGAGAAGAAGAUCAAGGAGGCCGGUGGAGCCGUCGUGCUCACCGCCUAGGUUAGGCGAUUUUCCUCCUUCCAUUUCGAUGGACUCGUUUUGUUAUUCGGUUUCAAUCGAUAUCUCUAACGUAGAACUUUUAUCGGAUUUUAUACAUCUAUGUUAUUCUGAGUUUUGAAUUUGAUAUGAUGUGAUUGCAUCUUUCGGUUUCUGCUUGCGGAUCGUCUGAUUGUCAUAUAUUUUCAUCAUCUCCUCUGAUUGCA
Messenger RNA from Tarenaya hassleriana, 684 nucleotides. RefSeq names its product 60S ribosomal protein L27a-3. Gene Ontology annotation, biological process: translation. Gene Ontology annotation, molecular function: structural constituent of ribosome. The transcript has a single exon. The coding region runs from base 41 to 481 and encodes 146 amino acids. Gene Ontology annotation, cellular component: cytosolic large ribosomal subunit; ribosome. The record is from RefSeq and is a predicted model, not a curated record. NCBI's taxonomy places the organism in Eukaryota, Viridiplantae, Streptophyta, Magnoliopsida, Brassicales, Cleomaceae.